Aspergillus calidoustus is the source of this 600-nucleotide messenger RNA. The record is from the annotation of a GenBank genome assembly. Lineage: Eukaryota; Fungi; Ascomycota; Eurotiomycetes; Eurotiales; Aspergillaceae.
AUGCAUUUCCCAAUCUUCACCACCACUCUGACCCCCCUUCUCCUCCUCUCCGCCACCACAACAGCCCUCAACUUCAACCUCCGCCAAACCUUCAUCCCCCUCCCGGCCUGCCUGAACGUCCGCACCGUUCUCGAAGCAACCGACACAUCCGCCGUCGUAACGUCCCUCUUCACCGAAAUCUGCUCUGCCUCCAACUCGCAGCCCCUCCCCGUGGACCUCAUCAGCUACAACGCCCAAAUCCGGCCCUUCCUCGAGAGCGUCGUAACCACCGAAACAGCCAACAUGGGCGCUCCGCAACUCGCCCCCAGCUACCUCGUCCUCAUCGACGCGCUCUUUGAUCUUGCGCGCACCCGGUGUGGCCUCGAUGCAUUUGAAAGCGAUGUUUGUGCGGCAGACCAGGCGGCGCUCGCGCCUGUCGGGGAUUGUAUCCGUCGGAAUGGGUGGCAGGUGGCGAUUAGGAAUGCGUUGAGGAUUUUGCCGCUUUUCUCCCUGGAUGCUUGCAACAGGCAGGUGGAGUUCUUUGGGAGGGAUGAGGUUGUUGAUGUGCUUGUUCCGCAGUAUGCAAGGCAGUUCGCGGCGGAGCGUCAGGCGGCUAGAUAG